Messenger RNA from Stylonychia lemnae, 942 nucleotides. The record is from the annotation of a GenBank genome assembly. Lineage: Eukaryota; Ciliophora; Spirotrichea; Sporadotrichida; Oxytrichidae.
AUGCACAGAUUGAAAAUAAAUGAUGUGUAAAUGUUUGACUCCCCUCUACAUAGAUAAAGUGAUUAAAUCACUAAUCCAAUAGAAAUUACUAAAGAUCAAGUGUCAGAAGAGCCAACAACUCUUUUAGGAUAUCUGAGGCAGUAUUUCUUCGAUAAAAUGACUCUCAAAGAUAAUAUCUUUAUUUUCACAUUCAAUCAAACUCUUCUCAACUCCUCAAUCAAAUAACUUAGAUAAGUAGAGAAGCUCAGAGUACGGUAUAUUUAAAUUGAUUCGAAGCAUAAAUGUGUUCCUACUGAUUGGUAUCUAGGUUAUGAUACCUUUGCCAUUUAUACUUUUUAUCAACUCUCUGGAAAUUAAGGGUUUUUAAGGUCUAUGAUGAACAAUAGAAGAUAUGCUCAAGGGCCAGAAACGAUAGAAUCAAUCACUUUUUAUUUGCUUGGUUUGCCAAUUAUCAUAUCUCUUUAGCUUACUUUUUAUUCAUCUAUUCAUCACUUGAACAAGUUUGUCUUCCAAUUUGAGCACCUCAUAAAUUUAUUGGAUAACGGCUUUGAGCACUUAAUUACAGUUAAUAUUAGAGAAGCAAUUACAAGAAGGGUUGAAUAAUAAAUUCAUGAGGUUUUACUCUAGCAGUAACUGCAAGAAGAAUUAGAAUCAAAUGAGCAUGGAGAUGAAAUGAACUAGGAUGAUUAGUAAAUUCCUAGUUAGGAUGGGAAUAUUGAUAAUCAUCAAUCAGAUUAGUAAUUAAAUAAUUAAGAAUCUUUGGAUCCUUAACUAAAUAAUGGCCUCAAAGAGGAAAAUUAGGAUAUAGUAGAUGAAGGAAGCUCCGUACAGUAAAGUUGCUACUAUGAAUAAAGAUUAAACAAUGAUUCUGAAAAAUCUCUGAGCAAAUUGAUUAUGGUAGAAGAGGAUUAAAAGCGUUAAGAAAAUGUUCAUAUGCUAUGA